AUGGGAGAUAGAAACGAAAAGGAAAGCCAGGUUAUGCUUCAUUACCCGAUGUUGUCCAGAAACAAUUAUGCUGCUUGGGCGAUAAAGAUGAAAGUCUUCAUGCAAGCCCAAGGCGUGUGGGAUGCAGUUGAGCCCAAAACCACGAACACAGUAGUCGAACAAAAGAAGGAUAAAAUGGCGAUGGCGGCCAUCUAUCAAGGGAUACCGGAAGACUUAUUGUUGUCAUUGGCUGAGAAACAAACAGCUGAGGAGGCGUGGGAAGCGCUGAAGACUAUGUUCCUUGGAGCGGACAGAGUAAAGACAGCAAGAGUUCAAACUCUUAAGGCUGAGUUCGAAGUCUUAAGCAUGAAAGAAGUGGACACCAUUGAUGAGUUUGCUGGGAAAGUAAACAACAUCGUGAGUAAUAUUAGGGCAUUGGGAGAUAAACUAGAAGAGUCGUAUGUUGUGAAGAAAUUGCUUAGAGCCGUUCCAGAAAAAUUCCUGCAUAUUGCCUCUACAAUAGAGCAGUUUGCUGAUCUCGAGACUAUGUCUGUUGAAGAAGUGGUGGGACGGUUAAAAGCCCAUGAAGAGAGGGUACAUGGUCGAGGGGAAAACAGUGAAGGAAAAGUGUUGUUGACCCAACAAGAGUGGCUUGAGAAGAGUAAAAAGAAAAAUGAUGAGGCUCAACGGAUGUCACAAAAGAAUGGUAGGGGAGGAUACUCAAACACACGUGGACGGGGUCGUGGCCGUGGAAGAGGCGGCUGGAACAACGGUGGCGGACGGAGGGGUGGCGGCCCUCAUCAGCACCGCAAUAAUAGACAUGAUACUGGGAGUAGCAGAGACAAAACCAGGGUACAAUGUUACAACUGCCAAGAUUUUGGCCAUUACGCCUCAGAGUGCAAGAACCCACGGAAGGAAAGGAAUCAGGAGGUGCAUCUGACCAAGGCCAAGAUGAAGAUGAACCAGCACUUUUGUUAG
Lactuca sativa (garden lettuce) is the source of this 957-nucleotide messenger RNA. The record is from RefSeq and is a predicted model, not a curated record. Lineage: Eukaryota; Viridiplantae; Streptophyta; Magnoliopsida; Asterales; Asteraceae.